AUGACGUCCAGACUUUCCUACUGUGGACUCUCAGAGAGUCACUGUGAAGUUGUGGCAUCAGCUCUGAAGUCCAACCCCACCCAUCUGAAAGAGCUGGACCUGAGUCACAACAAGCUGCAGGAUUCAGGAGUAAAACUGCUAUCUGCUGGACUGGAGAGUCCGAAGUGUAGACUGGAGACUCUGAGAUUGAGGUCUUGCAAUUUGUCAGCGAUCAGCUGUGCUUCUCUGGCCUCAGCUCUGAAGACCAACCCCUGCCAUCUGAGAAAGCUGCAGCUGGGCCUCAACUACUUGCAGGAUUCAGGAGUGAAGCUGCUGUGUGGUUUUCUGGAGAGUCCACACUGUAGACUGGAGACUCUGAGAUUGUGGGGCUGCAAUUUGUCAGAGAUCAGCUGUGCUUCUCUGGCCUCAGCUCUGAAGACCAACCCCUCCCAUCUGAGAGAGCUGGAGCUGAGUAACAACACGCUGCAGGAUUCAGGAGUGAAGCUGCUGUGUGAUUUUCUAGAGAGUCCACACUGUAGACUGAAGACUCUGAGAUUGGGUGACUGCAGUUUGUCAGAGAUCAGCUGUGCUUCUCUGGCCUCAGCUCUGAAGUCCAACCCCUCCCAUCUGAGAGAGCUGGAGCUGGGUGACAACAAGCUGCAGGACUCAGGAGUGAAGUUGCUGUGCGAUUUUCUGGAGAGUCCACACUGUAGACUGGAGACU
Micropterus dolomieu (smallmouth bass) is the source of this 702-nucleotide messenger RNA. RefSeq names its product ribonuclease inhibitor-like. The transcript is spliced from 5 exons. Gene Ontology annotation, molecular function: protein binding. NCBI's taxonomy places the organism in Eukaryota, Metazoa, Chordata, Actinopteri, Centrarchiformes, Centrarchidae. The record is from RefSeq and is a predicted model, not a curated record. The annotation marks the transcript as partial.